Messenger RNA from Fulvia fulva, 609 nucleotides. RefSeq lists its product as uncharacterized. The record is from RefSeq and is a predicted model, not a curated record. The coding region runs from base 1 to 609 and encodes 202 amino acids. Gene Ontology annotation, molecular function: protein binding. The transcript has a single exon. NCBI's taxonomy places the organism in Eukaryota, Fungi, Ascomycota, Dothideomycetes, Mycosphaerellales, Mycosphaerellaceae.
AUGACCGCCACCAACGAGAAGACGUCCAUCAUGGACCUCCCACCCGAGUUGUUCGAGAAAGUCGGCACAAUGGUUGACUCGAAGGAUCUCGGUGCCCUUCGACUGGUUUCGAGACAGGCCAAUAAUAAUGUCACGCGACUCUUUGCGAACACCCACUUCGGCACUUUAACACUACUUCUCUCCGAUAAAGAGAGUCUGCAACGGGGCGUUGUAGUUGCUGCUCAUCCCGUGUUCGCACCUUCUGUGCAGAACAUCAACGUUUACGUGGACGAGAUACCUACGUACGAUGAUAUUGAGCACGAGGUAGAGCUGGAGCGUAAGUAUGGGCGCAUUGAGCGCAGCUACACAAAGAGAGUCCUUGAGUUCGCCGAGCUUCAUGAGGGAUGGAUGGCUACCGGCGAGCAGAUGGCACUUGGCAAUGCAUAUGUACAGCAUGUCCUUCUGAUGCUGCACCAUCUGAAGAAGCAUGGUCGUGUCAAGAAGCUCGAGAUCUGGGACAACAUUGUCUCCGAUCAAGCACAUUCUCCAAUGCGUGCGCUUCAGAAAUAUGGUGACUUCAGCCCGCGCGAACCCUCUCGCAAGGGACCCUGGGGCAUAUUUGACGAUUAG